AUGGCGAUCAUGAGCAUCCCCCACGAAUUCAUCCCUGUCGUGGUCUUGGCAUACCGGACAAGGUAUCCUGGGAUAGGCUCACCGUACAAUCGCGAGGUAACUCGACUCCAAUCCCCGGAAAUAUCACCCGUCACCGGCAGGCAGAUCGGGGAGGUUAACGGUGGCUAUGCACCAUCUGCCGACGGCAACGCAGGGGAAAAUGCAGCGGUAGAUCUGCAGAAGAGGAGAGAUAUCUCGUAG
Molecule: messenger RNA, 240 nt
Organism: Penicillium bovifimosum
Lineage: Eukaryota; Fungi; Ascomycota; Eurotiomycetes; Eurotiales; Aspergillaceae
Exons: 2
Coding region: 1-240 (79 amino acids)
Source: RefSeq, a predicted model, not a curated record